Messenger RNA from Cryphonectria parasitica EP155, 738 nucleotides. RefSeq lists its product as uncharacterized. The transcript has a single exon. The record is from RefSeq and is a predicted model, not a curated record. Bases 1 to 738 code for a protein of 245 amino acids. Lineage: Eukaryota; Fungi; Ascomycota; Sordariomycetes; Diaporthales; Cryphonectriaceae.
AUGGCCCCUUACCAACAUGGUGGAGAUGGCUCCUCGGAGACGCUCAACAAUGGCGCACAGGAUGAGAAGAUCACCAAUGGCACCAUUUUCACUUCCAUCCUUGACAAGAAGAGAGACAGCAAGACUGUGGCCUCUUCCACCUCAGAGAAGGAAGGCAGCAUCGUUGAGGUUCCCUCCCCAGAGCGCAGCUUCCGGGGCAUUUCUCUGCUGCCCCCCUGCUUGAAACGCUGGCUCCUCGCCCGCCCGGCUGCCCGAGCUCAGCAGAUUGAGGAGUUGCGCUCCAAGGUCGUCAAACGCCGCGAGAACUAUGCGGAUUUACUCUCGGAGUGGAAGAGGGCGGCCCGCGAGGCCCGCCACCGACGCAAGGCAUGGCUCGAGGACAAGGAGGUCGAAGGGUGGCAGAAGUACAAAUACUUCAGUUUCAACACGAAGGUCCGGUACGCGGUUGAGGGCGAAGAGGCCAGGGCCGUGACCCGGGCGCCGUUGGCCUUGGACUUCCGCACGCUGGAGGGCAAGCGUCAGGCGGCCUUUUUGUUUGAGAACUACUAUAAACAACAGAAGGAAUCGUGGACGAAGCUCAUAGCCCAGUGUGAUGGAUGGGAGCAGAAUUAUCAAAAGUGGGUGCACAGCUCGGCUUGCCGGUCUGUGCGGGAGAGGCAGGCCAAGGUACUGCUCGAGUGUGUCGAGAUACCAGACUGCAAGAGGUGCAAGAUUUGGUUCGUCGUCCUGCCCGACUGA